Lingula anatina is the source of this 9087-nucleotide messenger RNA. RefSeq names its product myosin-VIIa. Gene Ontology annotation, cellular component: cytoskeleton; myosin complex. The record is from RefSeq and is a predicted model, not a curated record. NCBI's taxonomy places the organism in Eukaryota, Metazoa, Brachiopoda, Lingulata, Lingulida, Lingulidae. Gene Ontology annotation, molecular function: cytoskeletal motor activity; ATP binding; protein binding.
UGUGCACAUCUCCACCAGUUUGGUGACAUUUAGGGUGUGACCCGCCACUUUGUGUGAGAAAGAAGUCACUUAACUUUAACAUUCCUCUAAAAGAAAGACCCGCGAGGAAGACCUACACCUUUUAUUGAAGAAAGGAGAACUAUGCCUUUAGAACGUUGAGGACGACUUCACAUUGCAAAGGACGAUUCACAAGGGGUGACCCACAAAGAUGGUGAUUUUAGCAAAGGGAGACCACAUCUGGUUGGACCCAGACCCUAAGACCAAGGGGGAGUUUGAGGUGGCGGUGGGGGCAGUUGUACGCAUUUCGGACUCGGGGAAGAUUUGUGUCGUGGACGACGAUGGCAAGGAACACUGGAUUAAAGCAGGACAGAAAGUCCGUCACAUGCACGCGACAUCGGUGGAAGGCGUUGAAGACAUGAUUGCCCUUGGUGACCUUCACGAAGAGGCCAUUCUUAGAAACCUGUUCACAAGAUAUCAGCAAAAUAUGAUAUAUACAUACACAGGUUCUAUCCUGGUAGCUGUAAACCCCUACCAAGUACUCCCUAUCUACCACAGUGAACAGAUCAAGGCAUACAGGGACAGGAAGAUAGGAGAACUGCCACCACAUAUAUUUGCUAUAGGAGACAAUGCUUACCACAGUAUGAUGAGAUAUAGGCAUGACCAGUGUGUGAUUAUCAGUGGAGAGUCUGGUGCUGGUAAAACAGAGAGUACCAAGUUAAUCCUUCAGUUUCUGGCCGCAGUCAGUGGUCAGCACUCUUGGAUAGAGCAACAGAUUCUGGAGGCUAACCCUAUUAUGGAAGCCUUUGGAAAUGCCAAGACAAUACGUAAUGACAACUCUAGUCGCUUUGGCAAGUACAUAGACAUUCACUUCAACAGCAAAGGCUCUAUAGAAGGUGCCAAGAUAGAACAGUAUUUACUGGAGAAAUCUAGGAUUGUCAAUCAGGCCCAUGAUGAAAGGAACUACCACAUAUUCUACUGCAUGCUGGCAGGCAUGACCAAACAACAAAUGGCAGAGUUGGAGCUAAAGGAUGCCACACACUACUAUUACUUGGUUCAGGGAGGAGACAUUCAUUGUGAAGGUCACGAUGACGCCAAGGAUUUCGCAGAUAUUCGUUCGGCUAUGAAAGUUUUGAUGUUUGAAGAUUCUGAAAUCUUUGACAUUCUUAAAAUUCUGGCAGCACUUCUGCAUCUGGGCAAUUUAAAAUACCAAGAGGCACAGAUCAACAACAUGGACGCCUCAGAAAUCAUGGAUCUGAACUGUGCCAAGAGAGCAGCCAAGAUGCUAGGGGUUGCACCUCAAAACUUGGUGGACGCCUUGACCACGAGAACCAUCUUUGCCCAGGGAGAGUCAGUCAUCUCCAGCAUGAAUGUCCAGAACUCGCUGGACGUCAGGGACGCAUUUGUGAAAGGUAUCUAUGGGCGCAUGUUUGUCUUCAUUGUGGAGAAGAUCAAUGCUGCCAUCUAUAAGAAGAAUCUAGACAGACAUGAGAGGACCUCUAUAGGAGUGCUGGACAUCUUUGGGUUUGAGCUGUUUGACAAAAAUAGCUUUGAGCAGCUUUGCAUCAACUUUGCCAAUGAGAACCUACAGCAGUUCUUUGUGCGUCACAUCUUCAAGCUGGAGCAGGAAGAAUACAACAUGGAGGGCAUCAACUGGCAGCACAUUGAGUUUGUGGAUAACCAGGAAAUUCUGGAUCUGUUGGCAGUCAAACCCAUGAGCAUUUUAGCUUUGGUGGAUGAGGAGUCCAAGUUUCCUAAGGGCUCUGAUCGCUCUCUCCUGGAAAAGUUGCACAGACAACACGGCAAGAACGUCCACUACCUGAGACCUAGGGCGGAAGUGAACCCCAUGUUUGGGCUGAACCAUUUUGCUGGUGUGGUCUUCUAUAGCAUCAAUGGUUUCCUAGAGAAGAACAGGGACACUUUUAGUCCCGAUUUGAUCCACUUGAUAGAGACAUCACAAUUUAAGUUUCUCAAGAAUUUAUUCUACAAAGAUAUGCAUAUGGGUCCAGACACUAGAAAGAGGAGCCCCACCCUUGGCUCUCAGUUCAAACGCUCCCUAGAGCUCCUGAUGAAGACCCUGGGAGCUUGUCAGCCAUUCUUUGUACGCUGCAUCAAGCCAAAUGAGUUCAAGAAACCAAUGCUAUUUGAUCGCGAGCUGUGUGUGCGACAGCUGAGGUACUCUGGUAUGAUGGAGACCAUCCGUAUUCGAAGGGCCGGCUAUCCCAUCAGACAUACAUUCGCCAACUUCGUAGAUCGUUAUCGUUUCCUUGUUCCGGGGAUUUUACCACCACAUAAAAACCCAGACUGCAAGGCAGCCUCAAUGAAAAUCUGCCAAGUUAUUCUAGGAAAAGUUGAUUAUCAGCUUGGAAAGAGAAAGGUUUUCUUGAAGGAUGCCCAAGAUGUCAAACUGGAACAAGAGAGGGAGCUAGUGCUGGGGCAGAAGAUCCUCAUCAUACAGAAAUGUAUUCGUGGCUGGCACUGCAGACGGCGAUUCUUAAAGAUGAAGUCUGGCUCAGUUAUCAUUCAGAAAAUCUGGAGAGGGUACGCACAGAGGAAGAGAUACUUGGCAAUGCGUAAUGGCUACAUGCGUCUACAAGCUCUGUACAGGUCUAGGAUUCUUACUGCUAGAUUCAGCGCACUCCGCGCCAUGAUGAUCAGCUUCCAGCGUUACUGCCGUGGUCAUCUGGCGAGGAAGAGAUACAACAAGCGUUUGUGGGCAGUGGUCACCAUUCAGGCUGGAGUCAGGAAGAUAAUAGCCAGGAGGAAGUACAGGAGACUGAAAAUGGAGAGACAAAAACGUCUGGAAGCAGAGCGCAUCAGGAAGAUGGAGGAAGAGAAACUGAGGAAACAAAUGAACGCCAAGAAGGCCAAGCAGGAGGCUGAGAGAUUGCACAAGGAACGUCUUUCGCGCAUAGAGAUGGAGGUCCAUGAGGAGGAGCGUCACGAGAGGGAAGAGAAGGAAAAGAAAAAGUUCAUGAUUGAAGAAGCGGAGAGAAGGAAGAAUGAGCCAGUGGAUGAUUCCAAGAUGGUUGACCAGAUGUUUGGCUUCAUAGAUGCACAGACGGACUCUUCUGGAGAGGGGAAUGCUCCCGAGGGCUUCAAGGACUUUGAAGAGUCUCGUCGCAGAGCAAUUGCUGAAAACGGCUGGGACAUAUCUGACCUCCCCCACGCAGAGUUUGAGCAAGAAGACCUCUCGGAGUAUAAAUUUGCCAAGUUUGCUGCGACUUACUUCCAAGGAAAUGCCACGCACACGUACAUUCGCCGUGCACUGAAGUUAUCACUGUUACAGUUGAAGAACGAAGGGGAUCAGCUGGCGGCUCUCGCGGUCUGGAUUACCAUCCUGCGCUUCAUGGGAGAUUUACCAGAGCCGAAGUACCACACAUCGCUGGCUGAUUCAAGGGACACCACCCCAGUCAUGACUAAGAUCUACUCCACCCUGGGAAGAAAAUUCAACAAGAAAGACCUGGAAGACGCUCAGAGAAUGGGAGUCGAACUGGAAAAAGAACCCAUUCCUACCAAAGUAGGGAAACGAAGCAUGAGAAAGAAACUCGUGUCUCUGACCUUGAAAAAGAAGUCCAAGAUCACAGAAGAAGUUGCAAAUCGUCUGCGGGAUGGGGAGUACCAGGGCAGUGGCAAUGCAUUGUUGGAUGACAGGCCUACCUCAAACUUGGAGAAGCUGCAUUUCAUUAUUGGGCAUGGUAUUCUGAGACCAGAAUUGAGAGAUGAGAUCUACAGUCAGAUCUGUAAACAGCUCAGCCAGAACCCCAGCAAGAGCAGUCAUGCCAGAGGAUGGAUCCUGCUGUCACUGUGUGUGGGAUGCUUUGCCCCAUCAGACAAGUUUGUGAAGUACCUGCGCUGUUUCAUUAAUGACGGACCUCCAGGCUACGCCCCCUACUGUGAAGAACGCCUCAAGAGAACCUUGGUUAACGGGACCAGGAACCAACCUCCCAGCUGGCUGGAACUACAGGCUACAAAAUCCAAGAAACCUUUGAUGUUACCCAUCACAUUCAUGGAUGGCAACACCAAGACACUGCUGGCGGAUUCUGCGACAACGGCUAAAGAGCUGUGUAUCCAGCUGGCGGAGAAGAUAGCCCUCAGAGAUCAGUUUGGGUUCUCCUUGUAUAUUGCUUUGUUUGACAAGGUAUCAUCUCUAGGAAGUGGAGGCGAUCACGUCAUGGACGCCAUAUCACAGUGUGAACAGUACGCCAAGGAACAAGGGGCUCAGGAACGCAAUGCCCCCUGGCGACUGUUUUUCCGCAAGGAGAUCUUUGCUCCUUGGCAUGACCCGAGCGAUGACUCCAUCGCCACCAACCUCAUUUACCAGCAGGUGGUGCGAGGAAUCAAGUUUGGAGAGUAUCGCUGUGAGAAGGAUGAAGAUCUGGCUAUGAUAGCUGCCCAGCAGUACUACAUAGACUAUGGAACAGACAUGGUGCCUGAGCGCCUCCACUCCCUACUGCCUUCUUAUAUCCCUGACAGCAGCCUGCAGCAUAAGACCAUCAACUACUGGAUGAAUGGUGUCAUAAACUGUCACCGUAACAGCUACUUCAAGCGUGACCAGGUGCCAGGUCUGAAGGUUAAGGAGGACAUCGUCAACUAUGCAAAAUACAAAUGGCCGCUGCUUUUCUCUCGGUUCUACGAGGCGUACAAGUUUGCUGGGCCGAGCCUGCCCAAGAAUGAUGUCAUAAUCGCUGUGAACUGGACGGGCGUGUAUGUGGUGGAUGACCAGGAACAAGUGCUUCUGGAGUUGUCUUUCCCAGAGAUCACUGCUGUCUCUAGUAGCAGAACGGGUAAAAUGCAUGGGCAGAGCUUCACUCUGGCCACAGUGAAAGGGGAUGAAUUCACCUUCACCUCACCAAAUGCAGAGGACAUCCGCGACCUUGUGGUGACCUUCCUGGAGGGUUUGAAAAAGAGGUCAAAAUACGUGAUUGCAAUACAGGAUUACAGUUCUCCAGGUAGGUGCGAGGGCUCCUCUUUCUUGAGUUUCCAGAAGGGCGACCUGAUUGUGCUGGACCAGGAUAAUGGAGAGACGGUCAUGAGCUCGGGAUGGUGUGUUGGUAUAUGUGCCAGAACAGGACAGAAAGGAGACUUCCCCGCGGAGUGCGUCUACGUGCUGCCUACCAUCACCAAGCCUCCACAAGAUAUUGUGAAUCUUUUCGCUAUGCAAGCUGAUGAGCAGUCUCAGCGCCUGAUCCACUCAGACGCGGUGAGCUCUGACGACUCCAGUGAGAAACCACAUACGCUGAUGGAGUAUUCCUUCGACCAUUUUAGACCUCCUCCCAAAAGAACCCUGUCUAAGACUCUCUCCCUGUCCAGUGCCAAGAGACGACGACAGGAGGAGCUAUGGCGCUACUCUAAGGAACCACUCAAGCAGCCAUUGUUGAAGAAACUCCUCGGGAAAGAAGAGCUCAGCAUGGAAUCAAUCAACUGCUUCCUCUCUAUACUCAAGUACAUGGGAGACCACCCGUCUAAGAGAACGAGAGGUAGCAACGAGACGACGGACCAGAUCUUUGAGCCCCCUCUGAAACAUGAAAUUCUGAGGGAUGAGAUCUACUGCCAAGUGAUCAAACAACUCACAGAAAACAGAAAUAGAGUGAGUGAGGAGCGCGGCUGGGAAUUGAUGUGGCUAGCGACAGGAUGUUUCGCACCCAGCACAAAUCUUCUGAAGGAGGUCACCCUGUUCCUAAGAUCUAAGAAAAGUCCAUUUGCUGCGGACUGUUUGAACAGACUGCAGAAAACACUGAGAAAUGGGCAAAGGAAGUACCCACCCCAUCAAGUUGAGGUGGAGGCAAUUCAGCACAAAACAACCCAAAUAUUCCACAAGGUGUAUUUCCCUGAUGACUCUGAUGAGGCCUUUGAAGUGGACUCCAGUACCCGCGCCAAGGACUUCUGUCAGAACAUAGCUAACAGGCUCAGCCUCAAGUCUGCAGAGGGCUUUAGCUUGUUUGUUAAGAUAGCUGACAAAGUGAUCAGUGUACCCGAGGGAGACUUUUUCUUUGACUUUGUGAGGCAUUUGACAGACUGGAUCAAGAAAGCCAGGCCCACUAGAGAUGGGGCCACCCCACAAUUCACAUACCAGGUGUUCUUUAUGAAGAAACUCUGGACCAACACUGUGCCUGGCAAGGACAGAAAUGCUGACACUAUCUUCCAUUACCACCAGGAGUUGCCCAAGCUGCUUCGAGGUUACCACAAGUGCAACACAGAUGAUGCCGCACAGCUUGGCGCAAUCAUCUUCAGAGUGAAGUACGGCGAUGACAAGACACUUUUAGCCAAUAUCCCACGUAUGUUGAAGGAAUUGGUACCAGGAGAUUUGGUCAGGCAACAAUCACCGGAUGACUGGAAGAGGGCCAUUGUGGGUUACUAUAAUAGAGAUGCAGGAAUGUCCCCUGACGAGAGUAAGGUGGCCUUCCUGAAGUACAUCUACAAGUGGCCGACAUUUGGGUCAGCAUUCUUUGAAGUCAAGCAAACCACUGAGCCAAACUAUCCAGAUAUUCUUCUGAUAGCCAUUAACAAACAUGGAGUCAACCUCAUUCAUCCACAGUCAAAGGAUAUUCUGGCCACUCACCCAUUCACCAAGAUCUCCAACUGGAGCAGUGGGAACACCUACUUUCACAUGACUAUAGGCAAUCUUGUUAGGGGAAGCAAACUGUUAUGUGAAACAUCAUUGGGCUACAAAAUGGAUGACCUGCUUACCUCGUACAUCAGCCUCAUGUUGACCACCAUGAACAGACAGCGGACCAUGAGGAAAUAACUGUCACAUGACCAGAACAUCAUUUGUCACAUGACCAAAAAUUAUUUGUCACAUGACCUGAACAUUAUGGGAUGCGUUGAGAAGUUAGCAUUUAUUUAUACACUGAAUCCAUUUAAUUAACUUAAAUGACAGGCAAAUGUGUGGUUUUUCACCAAAACCAUGAUAACCAUUGAAACAGAAAUGAAAUGGUGUUUUGAUAUUAACGGCGUGAUAAUUUACAGUUUCUGUAAAUAUGAAAUAUAUACUAUGGAUAGAUGUGGAUAUUUCUUCAUUCUGUCUUGGAAUGCAAUUCAUGUAAAGGAAGAACAAAAAAAAAAGGUCAGAUCAGUUAGAUACCAUGGACACAACAGCAUUCUGGGAUAUUCAUAUAGCACAUUAUGGGAUAGAUGGUCUAAAAAGCGAAAGAAAAAAAUGGAAAAACUUAAAUUGAAAGUUGAAAUUUUUUGAGUGCAUGAUAGGAUAGAUGCAUGUAGCAAUAAAACAUUCUCAUUGUCAUUAAAAUAUAUUUGUAUUCUAAUAUAUCAUAAUCUGUUUAGUAUAGACAUGAAAAGUUAUUAUACAUUGUAUAUCCUGGAUUUUAUUUAACUUUUUUUUUUUUUUUUUUUUUUUAUUAAUUUAAUGGAAGGGAGAAAGCAAUGCGAGCACUAGUAAAAGUAUGUCUUGAUUUGUUGAUAGACAGAAAUGAAAACAAUCAAGAAACUUUGUCAUGGUAGAGUCUAGACACAGAAGGUUGUCACCAUAAACCCACAGUGAAGUACAGCAUAACCUGUACUUCCCCCAAGUCAACAUACCUAUACCUAAUUAAUUUAUUAGAAGUGAAUUCUUACUAAUAACGCCUGCACAUUUAAACAGUCAGAUUAGCACAAACAGUAUGCUUGGUGAAUAUCAGAGAAUUAAGGCAAACAUUUCACCAAAUGGGAAUGUUUAGCUUGAUAUUUACUCAUUUCCAUCUCAAUAGUGAUCUGGACUUUGGGCAGAACUGCCUGUAAGGCACGUCUAAAAGGAUUCGUGAUUUCCCCCGGAAGAAAUAUCAUUUAUUUUGAAUCCUUUUUAUUGUUAUCGAAAGGAAAUCCUGCUAGACAAAAGAUGAUAGUUACCAUGGUAUAUAUUGCAGCAUAUCAUUUAUUUGAAAAGUGCACUUUGCUGAAUAUUUGUUCUUUAUGCAUAUUUGUUAAGGAUAUUGAUUCAAAAUGGUGGAAUGUAGGGUACCAAUACGUUCAUGUAGUAUGCACCUGAGAGCUUGGCUUAAAAAGGAUUAUUUUGGUGGAUAUUCAACUAAGUGCUCUGGAUCCUAGGUACAUGUACCCUCAUUUUUCAGCAAUAUGGUAUAUCUCAUUAUUUUUGCCUGUGAUGAGUUUCUUUUUCUCUUUUUUCAUAGAAUCAGUUAGGGUUGUGAUGAUCAUCGUUUUUUUAAUCCCAUUUGCUUUUGGAUUUUUAUUCUUCUUUGCUGAGUACCCAGUAGAAGUAGGUAAGUUUACAGGUUCAGAUGACUUCAUUCCAAGAGUUUUGCUCAUCAUGUCAACAGAGAACAUUCCUUAGAAGAAAAAAUCUCUUUAUGCAUUGGGCAAAUAGUUGCCAGAAAAAAAUGAUGAAAGUGUCAAUUUCAAAAAUAUCUCUUUAAUUGAUUUGUUAGUAGGUACAUGUUUAAAUUUACAAAAUUUCCCUUAGAUGACAGUUGCUGGCUAUGUAUUUGUAUGUGGUGUAGUGUUGCUAUUCUAAAUACAGUACUACAAGAUGCAAAUAAAAGGGACCAUGUAUGUUAAUGCAAAUUGCCAAUAGAUGGCACUACUGUAGAUAAUUUUUCAGACUGUAGAUGGAGCCACGUGACUAGAUUGUAUUGGGCAGCUCUGUCGUUAUUAAAAAGGAACCACCUUUUUCCUCCAGAUGUUUCCCUUUGUUUGGUAUUUUGUUGCAGAUUUGACAUGUCUUUCAGUUAAUGAUAUUGUUUAGUUUUUAUUCAACGGUUGAACGUUUUGUUCGUUAUGAAGACGAUGCUUAAUUUAUGAGCUUUCAGAGAAGACGAGAAUUAGAAACUGCAUGAAGUUGCUUUACAGCAAAACAUAUAUUGUUUACAAUAUAAAACUUGUUUGUUACUCUGUUAAGAAGCCUGAAUGGGUUAUAAUAAUUACCAUAUAUUUAAUCUAACAGUUACAAAAUCGUAAUGAGAAAGAAAAGGCAUGGUAUUUGAAAAGAAACAUCUAUUCUCACAGCUUACGUGAUAUAUAUAUAUAAAAUGAUAUAUAUUAACAUUUAGCAUUGUAUAUUUACUGCCAUUAUAUUUAGAAUAUAUAUAUAUAUAUAUAAAUGCAUUUACACAUCUUCACAAUAAAGUACUCGAUUCU